Carica papaya (papaya) is the source of this 649-nucleotide messenger RNA. Lineage: Eukaryota; Viridiplantae; Streptophyta; Magnoliopsida; Brassicales; Caricaceae. The record is from RefSeq and is a predicted model, not a curated record.
GUACUCAUUGGGGACAUGGGAACUGGAAAAACAAGUUUGGUAUUGAGAUUUGUGAAAGGCCAAUUUUUCGAUUUCCAGGAAUCGACUAUCGGAGCAGCGUUCUUCACACAGGUGGUGUCGGUGAGUGAUGGAACCAUAAAGUUUGAUAUUUGGGACACAGCAGGACAAGAAAGAUACCACAGCUUGGCUCCCAUGUAUUAUCGUGGUGCUGCUGCAGCUGUUGUUGUCUAUGAUAUCACAGCCAAGGACUCAUUUGACCGAGCUAAGAAAUGGGUUCUAGAGUUGCAAAGACAAGGAAAUCCAAAUUUGAUAAUGUUUUUGGUGGGUAACAAGGUUGACUUGGAAGACAAGAGAGAAGUUUCUUCUGAGGAUGGCGAGGAAUAUGCAAAAGAAAAUGGGUUGACUUUUCUUGAAACAUCGGCAAAGUCUGCUCACAAUGUCAACGAACUCUUCUAUGAAAUAGCAAAGAGAGUGGUAAAAGCUAUGCCUUCUCGGCCCUCGGGAAUGAAAUUGCAUCCAUCACGGGAACAAAGAGGAGGAUUUUGUUGCUCCUGAUGUGAUCUUCCGAAUUUAUUAUCAUCCUUUUUCCACCUUCAACCCACGAAAAUACUUACGAACAUUAUUUAAUUACUUAAAAUUCAGAGGAAUC